Colletotrichum paranaense is the source of this 1245-nucleotide messenger RNA. RefSeq lists its product as uncharacterized. Gene Ontology annotation, molecular function: alcohol dehydrogenase (NAD+) activity. Gene Ontology annotation, cellular component: cytoplasm. The coding region runs from base 1 to 1245 and encodes 414 amino acids. The transcript has 3 exons. The record is from RefSeq and is a predicted model, not a curated record. NCBI's taxonomy places the organism in Eukaryota, Fungi, Ascomycota, Sordariomycetes, Glomerellales, Glomerellaceae.
AUGGUGAUCAAUUCUCACGGAGAAAAACUCAGAUUUACGGACGAGGUAUUGUCCGACAGUAGCCUGCCACCUUUACAGAUCGAGCUGCUAGAUGUUUCUUCAUCGUCAUCGGCUCCUCACACCUUAGGUGACUUCACUUUACCAGCCUUCCAGACAGCAAUUGUGACACCAAAAUUGGGCCCAAAGCUCAACCAAGAGGUUCAGCUAAUUCCCGUGCAACAUCCAAGGCCUGGUGAAGUUGUUGUGAAGAUAGCUUACACAGGAAUUUGCGGUAGCGAUGUUGUCUUCUCUCUCGGCCCUGAGGACGGCCUCCGUGGACCAAACCACAUCGCAGGCCACGAAGGCAUCGGGCAUAUCGUCAUGAGCCACGACAAAUCGCUCCUCGGCAAACCAGUUGCGGCAAGAUAUCUAGCAUCUUACUGCCGAAGUUGCCAUUACUGUAUUCGCGGCGUUCCAGAAUCCUGUCAUAAGCAGAUGACAUUUCCUCGCCACCACAAUGGCACAUUCCAGCAGUACAUGACCGCACCUUAUACCUCACUUAUGCCUCUGCCAGAUUUUAUCUUUGAUGAAACGGCGGGUGUGAGUUUUGGUCUGUAUACUACGGCGCUGUGCUCUGGUGCCGCGGCACUCAAAGCCUUGAAAGCGGCGACUCCUGCCCCCGGGGACGUGAUCGUUGUUAGCGGGGUGUGCGGCGGGAUAGGACAUCUGGCCGGCAUAAUGGCUCGCAACGUGUUUGGGGCAGAGGUUAUUGGCAUCGAUUUGCCGUGGAAGGUUGAAGCAUUGGGCUCAAGGGCUGCUGACGUCUUUGACGAAUUCAUCGCUGCGCCUUUCAAUGCGACGGAGAGGAUUGAGGUUAUGGAGAGGAUAGCAGACGCCUGUGCUCGAUUGCGCCGUGUAGGAGAGGCUCGCCGCGGCGCAGACUCUGUUCUUGUCACAUCAGGUGACGAAAGUGCUUUUGAAGGGCUGAUUGACUACGUUUGCGACGGCGGCUCGGUGAUUUGCGUAGGUGUGACGAAAUCACGGGGCAACUUGACAAUUCCCUUGGCCUUGAUGGUUGAGCGCUCCAUCAAGCUUCAAGGUCUGUUGAUGGGUGGAUGGGAUGAGAGUUAUAAGGUCAUGGAGUAUAUCAGGGAUGGUAAAGUGAAGCCUAUAGUUACGGAAGUCUGUCUUGAGGAUACACCAUCCCGAAUGGCAGCUUUCGCGAAUCAUUUAAACACGGGAAAAGUGGUUGUUAGGGUGGACUAG